GUACUUCCUGUAGCCUGAGUCCUGUUGGUUCAUCUAGUCAUGGGUCUGUGUCCAGUGGGUCCCUUGUCAGUCGGUCACCUGUAGAAUUUCCUGAUACUGCUGAUUUUCUUACUAAGCCAAGUGUUAAUUUACAUAAACCUCCGGGAUAUACAUUUAAUUCUCUAGAUUUUCAGCAACAAGUUAAAGCUUCUACAAGCUAUACUUGUAACAGCUGUGGACAUCAGCUUCUCAAGCAUGUUUCAACAUCACUGUCAGAGUCUAGUCCAGAAUAUCAAGGCAGAAUAUCAGGUAAAGAUGGAACCACUGGUAUUUCAAAAGAGUCAGUCCACCAUACAGAAGGAUGGAAAGAUGAAAGAAAAGAAAGCAGAGACUGCAGAAAAAAGUUGAUAGAAAGUGACAAUCAGCAAAUGGCUCAAACACAGAAUAACCAGCAAUCUGAUAUGGAACAGGAUCCUUCAUUAGAACUGAUUGUAACAGAAGAUCAUGAAUCAUUAAUAGAGAAGAUGAACAAUUGGAAUUUCCAAAUUUUUGAUGUAGUGCGAAAAAUGGGAGACAAAUCUGGAAGGAUCCUUAGCCAGGUGACAUACACCUUGUUCCAAGACACUGGCUUGUUUGAAAUUUUCAAAAUUCCAACACAGGAAUUCUUGAAUUACUUUUGUGCACUGGAAAAUGGCUACCGAGAUAUUCCCUAUCACAAUCGUGUACAUGCCACAGAUGUUCUUCAUGCAGUAUGGUAUCUCACAACACGGCCCAUUCCUGGGUUUCAGCAAAUUCACAGUGAUCAUAUAAUGGAAAGUGACAUGGAUGCAGAGAGUGAUAUUGCCCCUGAUCGAGUCAGUUAUAUUUCUUCAAAGAGCUGCUCUAUUGUUGAUGACAACUAUGGAUGCAUGGCAUCAAACAUUCCUGCCCUGGAGUUGAUGGCUCUGUAUGUAGCAGCUGCCAUGCAUGAUUAUGAUCAUCCAGGUCGUACAAAUGCUUUUCUAGUUGCUACAAAUGCACCUCAGGCUGUGCUCUACAAUGACAGAUCAGUCCUAGAAAACCAUCAUGCUGCUUCUGCAUGGAAUCUCUUUUUAUCUCGACCAGAAUACAACUUUCUACCUAAUCUUGAUCAUGUAGAAUUCAAACGGUUUCGUUUCUUAGUGAUCGAAGCAAUCCUCGCAACAGAUCUCAAGAAACAUUUUGAUUUCCUUGCUGAAUUUAAUGCCAAGGUCAAUGAUAUAAACAGUCACGGUAUAGAAUGGAACAAUGAGAAUGACCGCCUGCUCGUUUGUCAAAUAUGCAUCAAAUUGGCAGAUAUUAACGGCCCAGCAAAAGUUAGAGAUCUGCACCUGAAAUGGACAGAAGGCAUUGUUAAUGAAUUUUAUGAGCAGGGUGAUGAAGAAGCAAGCCUUGGAUUACCUAUCAGCCCCUUCAUGGACCGUUCUUCUCCUCAACUUGCAAAAUUACAAGAAUCUUUUAUUACUCACAUAGUUGGCCCCCUUUGUAAUUCCUGUGAUGCAGCUGGCUUGCUUCCAGGCCGAUGGCUUGAUGCAGAGGAGGAUGAUAUAGAAAGUGCUGAAGAUGAAAAUGGAGAAGAAAUGGAGAGUGAAGAUGAAGAAAUGGAAGAUGAUUUUGGUCAAAAACUACAAAGAAAAAAAGGCAGAAGGCGAAUAUUUUGCCAGCUAAUGCACCAUCUGAGUGAAAAUCACAAAAUAUGGAAGAAUGUGAUGGAAGAAGAAGAAAAAAAUAAAGCUGAAGGGAGUAAACUGCAGCCAGAUAACUCAUCCUUACCUCAAACAGAUGAAAUUCAGGUUAUUGAGGAAGCAGAUGAAGAAGAGGAACGACAGCUAGGAGAGGAGAAAUCAUGUUGAGAAGAUUUCAGACUGAUGUACAAUACAAUAGCAGAAAGCAUAUAUUCAGUUUUUACUGUGCUGACUGUGGACUAACACAGUUAACAUGCAGUUGAAAGGCCUUAAUACUGUGAGAGGAUUCUUGCUGCUCUAGCAGAAUCCCACUCCUAUGCACUUUCACCACAUGGAAUAUAAAACUUUUAUUCAAAGAUUGACUAUUGUAUACCAUGAUGCAAAGUUCUCCCUGCCCUUCUUGGUGUACAAAUACCUUAAUAUAAUGCUGCCUUGCUGAAUUCAGAGCUCUUAUUUUCCAUGAGGUACCUCCAGUUCUAAAAAAAAUUUCAGUGACUUCAUUUACCAAAGUGGCCAGAACUUUUUGCUUAUGUGGAAAUGUUGGGUAGAUCCUAAUAAUAUUUUGAGAUUUGUACUUCAUGUUAUUUUUGAACAUGAAUAUAAAAAGAAAGUCUGUGCCUGUAUGAAAACCAAUAUUAAUGUUGCAGUACAAACCUGAUUGGGGGUCUUUACUCAGUGCAAUUGUUUACCUAAUGCAGUUAUCUCAGAUUGGUUUAACCAUUUGAUGACUGUGAAACAAAAGCUAAAUUCUAAUUUUUGUGGUUUAAAAAAAUCCCAGGUGCAUCUGUUUCUGAUGCUUUUUACUGUUGUGCAUAAUAUGCCAUUUUUAUUUUUGCUGAAAAUAUUCAGGUUUGCAAUGGGUAUUCAUGACAGUUGUUGAAUACAAGGCUCUCAUUAUAUAUUGCCUUGCUGUUCUGUGGUAGAACAUUAUAAAAACUGUUCAAUUAUUUUAAUUAUGAAGGGAUUUUAUUUUUAGUCAAUAAUGCUAUAUGCUCCACUCUUACUCAGGAUUCAUGUUAAAAAAAAUGUUAAUUUACCACACAGCAGAUUUUAUAUAAUUUAAAAUCCUGCACCAAUGUUAGAUGUUAAUUUUUUGAGGAAAAUAAGAUCAUAAUUCAUUUAUUCUUUGUAUGUAAAACUUCAGGAGAAUUAAAGUUUUGGUUUGUUUGUUUUUUUUUUAAAAAAAAGCUAUUGUUUCAAAACGGCAAGUGUUCCCAGCCCCUAUAAAUCAUGCAUAGAUACAUACCACAAAACAUAGUGUAAACCACUCAUGCUAGAGAUAAAGAACUUAAAAACUUUUUACUACUGUUUUGAAAGAACAUGCAUACAUUGAAUAAAGAAUGUAUUACAGUGUUGUCAUUGGAACGUCACUAUCUCUAUAUGUCCCAUAUUUUAGUGCACUUUAAUCUUUCAUUUUCCAUAAUACACACAUCAUAUAUUUCCUUUAAUCAGAUGUACAUCGUGGCCAGUACAUAUAGAAUGCAGAACAUGACUACUAUGUAUUUGUAAUACCCCACAGCAGUGUAAAUACAGUUACUGUGUACAGAAUACAUAGGGGUUUAGGUUUUUAAGUGAGAAGUCUAAACAUUUCACAGAAGUUAUCAAGACAAGUAUCAUUGUGAGGAUAAUUGCAAAAAAACUGCAUAAACUAGUUAGGCUGCAAAUAUGUAAUUUUCUUAUGCAAACAGUAAACUACACUAAUUUUAAAUGAGUACCUUUUAAUACCAAACAAAUCUUUACAUUCUGCACAGUGAAUAAAUUCAGACAUUUGUUUUUGUUAAUCUUGCAGACUGUAUCUAAAUUUAUCUGUGAUUAUACCUUCAUCUCAACUGGGUAAAAAAAUGUAAUCUUCUUAAGAUAAACUUAGUGUAAACCAUUAUGUUAUACAUUACAUUGUUAUGAUUUUUAAUCUAAUUUUGUACAAUUGGCCAGUCUAAAUUACUAGAAAUGGGAGCUCUGAGUUGUUUUUGUCUCAGACACUUGUGUUAUUUAUUAUAGAGAGCCAGUGUCAAAUUCCCCUGCUACUGCCAUCAUUGGUACCACCACAUCUUUUGUAACACCUAAGCAGUGUUCCCACCAAAUAUUUCUGCUGGUAAUAAAAUUUAGAAAAUGUAAGUUGA
Messenger RNA from Chelonoidis abingdonii (Abingdon island giant tortoise), 3802 nucleotides. The record is from RefSeq and is a predicted model, not a curated record. Lineage: Eukaryota; Metazoa; Chordata; Testudines; Testudinidae.